GCGAAGAUCAAUGGAUCAUGAUGUCAAACAACCGACGAUUCAGAACUCUCGCGCCUUCGCCAUUAACUUGAAAAGAAACACGCACCGCCAUUCCGGAGAGCGGUCGGUGAAAGCUCGCUGGAUUAGUAAACAUUGAUAAUUGUACUUAUACAAAUCGGUUAUCUUCUUGAUCUGAAUAAAAUACUUCUUGUUGUCCCUGUCUUGUUGAUAUCGAUCCAUUGACAUAAUCAAAUCACCUCGUUCAAUUAUCACAACCGACAAAAUGGCAGUAAUCAACCAAGCAGCAGCCAAGCUCCGCGCCCAACUCUUCGAGUCGGAUGAUCUCAUCGUCUGUCCCGGCGUUCAAGAUGGUCUCUCCGCGCGGGUUUGUCUUCAGCAGGGUUUCAAGAAUCUGUACAUGACCGGCGCCGGAACCGCCAUCUCCCUCCUAGGCAUGCCCGACCUUGGCCUUACCACCGCCGACGACAUGGUCCGCCAAGCGUCCAUGCUCUCCUCCCUCGACCGCUCCGUUCCCCUAAUUGCCGACAUCGACACCGGCUUCGGCGGGCCCGUCAUGGUUGCCCGGACCGUCGAGCGCUACAUCUUGGGUGGUGUAGCCGGCCUCCACCUCGAAGACCAAGUAACCACCAAGCGGUGCGGCCACCUGGGAGGCAAAGAGAUGGUGGACGUAGCGACCUUUGUCGCGCGCAUCCGUGCGGCCCGCGAAGCGAGGGAGAGACUGGGAAGUGAUUUGGUGAUCAUCGCCCGCACCGACGCGCUUCAGUCCAUGGGGUUUGAUGAAGCCCUAACUCGCCUCAAGGCCGCCGUGGAAGCCGGCGCGGACGCCGUGUUCUUGGAAGGCGUCAAGGAUCGGGAACAGAUGGCCAAGUUCACAAAGGAAAUGGCCCCAACCCCGUGCUUGAUCAAUCUCGUUCCUGGAGGACUGACGCCCUUGGUGAACGCCAAAGAAGCGAAGGAGUUGGGGUACAGAAUCGCCAUCUGGCCGUGCUUUGCCAUGACGCAUGCGUACGUGGCUUACCAAAAGGCAGCGAAGGAGUUGCUGGAGACGGGGGCGGUGACGGCUGGCUUUACCGAAAAGCAAAAGGGCGCAGGGGAGAAUGUGGAGCAGGUUCCCGGUGGGAUUAGAGAGCUUUUUGAGCUUUGCGGGUUGAGUGAGUGCGUCGAGUUCGAUAACAAGAUGGGCGGACAGACGUUUUCGAAGGGCGUUUAAGUUGAGGUUAGUUUACACGCUGGCGAGAUGAGGUAUGGAGAAAAGAGCGACUUCAAAAUAGUUUAAUGAUAUACCCAAAGUCCUGUGCCAACAAUAAUACAGUCAUAAGAUCAUGAACUAGG
Messenger RNA from Neurospora crassa OR74A, 1332 nucleotides. RefSeq names its product carboxyvinyl-carboxyphosphonate phosphorylmutase (gene mig-11). NCBI's taxonomy places the organism in Eukaryota, Fungi, Ascomycota, Sordariomycetes, Sordariales, Sordariaceae. The record is from RefSeq and is a predicted model, not a curated record. The transcript is spliced from 2 exons. Bases 263 to 1210 code for a protein of 315 amino acids. Gene Ontology annotation, molecular function: catalytic activity.